Molecule: messenger RNA, 15372 nt
Organism: Balaenoptera acutorostrata (minke whale)
Lineage: Eukaryota; Metazoa; Chordata; Mammalia; Artiodactyla; Balaenopteridae
Gene: PLEC
Product: plectin
Exons: 32
Coding region: 227-14248 (4673 amino acids)
Biological process (GO): intermediate filament bundle assembly; wound healing
Cellular component (GO): cytoplasm; keratin filament; membrane
Molecular function (GO): structural molecule activity; keratin filament binding; protein binding
Source: RefSeq, a predicted model, not a curated record
CAAGCGGUGGGCAGGCCGCAGUGUCGGCAGGAAUCGCACGGAGCCAGAGAGCCAGGCGCCGCGCGCCACAAGCCCGGAGCCCGCGCCCUCGAGCUCAGCGCCACGGCCUGCCUGCCCCUCGGCCCCGGUUGCACCUUGUGCCGAGGGCGUCUCCUGGACCUCCUCCCUGUGCCCCGCCCGCCGCCCUCGACUCGCCAGCGCCCUCGACUCACCGGCUCCGGCAGCCAUGGUGGCCGGCAUGCUCAUGCCGCUGGACCAGCUGCGUACCAUUUACGAGGUGCUCUUCCGCGAGGGUGUGAUGGUGGCCAAGAAGGACCGGCGGCCCCGCAGCUUGCAUCCCCACGUGCCCGGUGUCACCAACCUUCAGGUCACGCGCGCCAUGGCCUCCCUUCGGGCGCGGGGCCUGGUGCGGGAGACCUUCGCCUGGCGCCACUUUUACUGGUACCUCACCAACGAGGGCAUUGCCCACCUGCGCCAGUACCUGCACCUGCCGCCGGAGAUCGUGCCCGCCUCUUUGCAGCGGGUGCGCCGCCCUGUCGCCAUGGUGAUGCCUGCUCGCCGCACCCCCCACGUGCAGGCCGUGCAGGGUCCCCUGGGCUGCGCGCCCAAGCGGGGGCCACUGCCAGCCGAGGACCCUACCCGUGAGGAGCGGUGGGUCUACCGCCGGAAGGAGCCUGAGGAGGGGGCACCUGAGCCCCCUGUGGUGCCCGCCACCACCCCAGGGACCCUGGCGAGGCCUGGCCCGGAGCCUGCCCCAGCCGCAGAUGAGCGGGACCGUGUGCAGAAGAAAACCUUCACCAAGUGGGUCAACAAGCACCUCAUCAAGGCACAGAGGCACAUCAGUGACCUGUAUGAAGACCUCCGUGAUGGCCACAACCUCAUCUCCCUCCUGGAGGUGCUCUCAGGGGACAGCCUGCCGCGGGAGAAGGGCAGGAUGCGCUUCCACAAGCUGCAGAACGUUCAGAUCGCCCUGGACUAUCUCCGGCACCGCCAGGUGAAGCUGGUGAACAUCAGGAACGAUGAUAUUGCCGAUGGCAACCCCAAGCUGACCCUUGGCCUGAUCUGGACCAUCAUCCUGCACUUCCAGAUCUCAGACAUCCAGGUGAGCGGGCAGUCGGAGGACAUGACCGCCAAGGAGAAGCUGCUGCUCUGGUCCCAGCGCAUGGUAGAGGGCUGCCAGGGCCUGCGCUGUGACAACUUCACCACCAGCUGGCGGGAUGGCCGCCUCUUCAACGCCAUCAUCCACCGGCACAAGCCUACGCUCAUCGACAUGAGCAAGGUGUAUCGUCAGACCAACCUGGAGAACCUGGACCAGGCCUUCUCCGUGGCGGAGCGGGACCUGGGGGUGACAAGGCUCCUGGACCCUGAGGAUGUGGACGUCCCUCAGCCCGACGAGAAGUCCAUCAUCACCUAUGUCUCAUCCUUGUAUGACGCCAUGCCCCGGGUGCCCGACGUGCAGGACGGGGUGAAAGCUAAUGAGCUGCAGCUGCGCUGGCAGGAGUACCGGGAGCUGGUGCUGCUGCUGCUGCAGUGGAUCCGGGCACACACGGCUGGCUUCGAGGAGCGCCGCUUCCCCUCCAGCUUUGAAGAGAUUGAGAUCCUGUGGUGCCAGUUCUUGAAGUUUAAGGAGACGGAGCUUCCAGCCAAGGAGGCGGACAAGAACCGGUCCAAGGGCAUCUACCAGUCCUUGGAGGGGGCGGUGCAAGCUGGACAGCUCAAGGUGCCCCCCGGCUACCACCCGCUGGACGUGGAGAAGGAGUGGGGCAAGCUGCACGUGGCCAUUCUGGAGCGGGAGAAGCAGCUCCGCAGCGAGUUUGAGAGACUAGAGCGUCUUCAGCGUGUCGUGAGCAAACUGCAGAUGGAGGCCGGGUUGUGUGAAGAGCAGUUGAACCAGGCCGACGCCCUGCUGCAGUCGGAUGUCCGGCUGCUGGCCUCAGGCAAGGCACCGCAGCGGGCGGGCGAGGUGGAGCGGGACCUGGACAAGGCAGACGGCAUGAUCCGGAUGCUCUUCAACGACGUGCAGACUCUCAAGGAUGGGCGGCACCCGCAGGGCGAGCAGAUGUACCGCAGGGUGUACCGCCUGCACGAGCGUCUGGUGGCCAUCCGCACCGAGUACAACCUGCGUCUGCGGAGCGCGCCGAGGCGCCCCGAGCUCGAGGACUCCACCCUGCGCUACCUGCAGGACCUGCUGGCCUGGGUGGAGGAGAAUCAGCGCCGGCUGGACAGCGCCGAGUGGGGCGUGGACCUGCCCAGCGUGGAGGCGCAGCUGGGCAGCCACCGAGGCCUGCACCAGUCGGUCGAGGAGUUCCGGACCAAGAUCGAGCGGGCGCGCACCGACGAGGGCCAGCUCUCCCCGGCCACCCGGGGCGCCUACCGAGACUGCCUGGGUCGGCUGGACCUGCAGUACGCCAAGCUGCUCAGCUCCUCCAAGGCCCGCCUCCGGUCCCUGGAGAGCCUGCAUGGCUUUGUGGCCGCCGCCACCAAGGAGCUGAUGUGGCUGAGUGACAGGGAGGAGGAGGAGGUGGGCUUCGACUGGAGCGACCGCAACACCAACAUGGCCGCCAAGAAGGAGGGCUACUCGGCCCUGAUGCAUGAGCUAGAGCUAAAGGAAAAGAAAAUCAAAGAGAUCCAGAGCACCGGCGACCGCCUGCUUCGGGAAGACCACCCUGCCCGGCCCACAGCGGAGUCCUUCCAGGCGGCCCUGCAGACCCAGUGGAGCUGGAUGCUGCAGCUGUGCUGUUGUAUCGAGGCGCACCUAAAGGAGAACACCGCCUACUUCCAGUUCUUCUCAGACGUGCGGGAGGCUGAGGAGCAGCUGCGGAAGCUGCAGGAGACGCUGCGCCGGAAGUACACCUGUGACCGUUCUAUCACCGCCACGCGGCUCGAGGACCUGCUGCAGGACGCCCAGGACGAGAAGGAGCAGCUAAGCGAGUACAGGGGGCACCUCUCAGGCCUGGCCAAGCGGGCCAAGGCCGUCGUGCAGCUGAAGCCCCGCAGCCCAGCGCACCCCAUGCGGGGCCGCGUGCCGCUGCUGGCCGUGUGCGACUACAAGCAGGUGGAGGUGACCGUGCACAAGGGUGACGAGUGCCAGAUGGUAGGCCCUGCACAGCCGUUCUACUGGAAGGUGCUGGGCAGCUCCUGCAGCGAGGCCGCCAUGCCCUCCGUGUGCUUCCUUGUGCCCCCGCCCAACCAGGAGGCCCAGGAGGCCAUCGCCAGGCUGGAGGCCCAGCACCAGGCCUUGGUGGCGUUGUGGCACCAGCUGCACACGGAAAUGAAGAGCCUGCUGGCGUGGCAGAGCCUCGGCCGCGACAUGCAGCUCAUCCGCUCCUGGUCCCUGGCCACGUUCCGCACACUGAAACCAGAGGAGCAGCGCCAAGCCCUGCGAAGCCUGGAGCUGCACUACCAGGCCUUUCUGCGGGACAGCCAGGACGCUGGUGGCUUCGGGCCUGAGGACCGGCUACAGGCUGAGCGCGAGUACGGCUCCUGCAGCCGCCACUACCAGCAGCUGCUGCAGAGCCUGGAGCAGGGCGAGCAGGAGGAGUCCCGCUGUCAGCGCUGCAUCUCAGAGCUCAAGGACAUCCGGCUGCAGCUGGAGGCCUGCGAGACACGCACCGUGCACCGCCUGCGGCUGCCGCUGGACAAGGAGCCCGCGCGGGAGUGCGCCCAGCGCAUCACCGAGCAGCAGAAAGCGCAGGCUGAGGUGGACGGGCUGGGCAAGGGGGUUGCCCGGCUCUCUGCCGAGGCCGAGAAGGUCCUGGCCCUGCCCGAGCCGUCACCCGCUGCCCCCACUCUGCGUUCAGAGCUGGAGCUGACCCUGGGCAAGUUGGAGCAGGUCCGCAGCCUGUCCGCCAUUUACCUGGAGAAGCUCAAGACCAUCAGCCUGGUGAUCCGCAGCACACAGGAGGCCGAGGAGGUGCUCAGGGCCCACGAGGAGCAGCUCAAGGAGGCCCAGGCUGUGCCCGCCACCUUCCCAGAGCUCGAGGCCACCAAGGCUGCGCUGAAGAAGCUUCGGGCCCAGGCGGAGGCGCAGCAGCCCGUGUUCGAUGCCCUGCGGGACGAGCUGCGGGGGGCGCAGGAGGUGGGCGAGCGGCUGCAACAGCGACACGGCGAGCGGGACGUGGAGGUGGAGCGCUGGCGUGAGCGGGUCACCCUGCUGCUGGAGCGCUGGCAGGCCGUGCUGGCCCAGACCGACGUGCGGCAGCGCGAGCUCGAGCAGCUGGGCCGCCAGCUGCGUUAUUACCGUGAGAGCGCGGACCCGCUGGGCACCUGGCUGCGGGACGCCAAGCAGCGGCAGGAGCAGAUCCAGGCCAUGCCACUGGCCAACAGCCAGGCCGUGCGAGAGCAGCUGCGGCAGGAGAAGGCGCUGCUGGAAGAUAUCGAGCGCCACGGGGAGAAGGUGGAGGAGUGCCAGAGGUUCGCGAAGCAGUACAUCAACGCCAUCAAGGACUAUGAGCUUCAGCUGGUCACGUACAAGGCACAGCUGGAGCCGGUGGCCUCGCCAGCCAAGAAGCCCAAGGUCCAGUCGGGGUCCGAGAGCAUCAUCCAGGAGUACGUGGAUCUGCGUACCCGCUACAGUGAGCUGAGCACGCUCACAAGCCAGUACAUCAGGUUCAUCAGUGAGACUCUGCGGCGUAUGGAGGAGGAGGAGAGGCUGGCUGAGCAGCAGCGGGCAGAGGAGCGGGAGCGACUGGCUGAGGUGGAGGCCGCGCUGGAGAAGCAGCGGCAGCUGGCCGAGGCGCACGCACAGGCGAAGGCGCACGCAGAGCGCGAGGCCCAGGGGCUCCAGCGGCGCAUGCAAGAGGAGGUGGCGCGCCGGGAGGAGGUGGCAGUGGAGGCGCAGGAGCAGAAGCGCAGCAUCCAGGAGGAGCUGCAGCACCUGCGGCAGAGCUCGGAGGCGGAGAUCCAGGCCAAGGCCCGGCAGGUGGAGGCGGCCGAGCGCAGCCGGCUGCGGAUCGAAGAGGAAAUCCGCGUGGUGCGCCUCCAGCUGGAGGCCACCGAGCGCCAGCGCGGCGGGGCGGAGGGUGAGCUGCAGGCACUGCGUGCGCGGGCGGAAGAGGCUGAGGCGCAGAAGCGGCAGGCCCAGGAGGAGGCGGAGCGCCUGCGGCGGCAGGUGCAAGACGAGACCCAGCGCAAGCGGCAGGCGGAGGCCGAGCUGGCCCUGCGCGUGCAGGCGGAGGCUGAGGCGGCUCGCGAGAAGCAGCGGGCCCUGCAGGCGCUGGAGGAGCUGCGGCUGCAGGCGGAGGAGGCAGAGCGGCGCCUGCGGCAGGCAGAGGCAGAGCGGGCACGCCAAGUGCAGGUGGCCCUGGAGACGGCGCAGCGCAGCGCCGAGGCAGAGCUGCAGAGCGAGCACGCCUCCUUCGCCGAGAAGACGGCGCAGCUGGAGCGCACCCUCAAGGAAGAGCACGUGGCCGUGGUGCAGCUGCGGGAGGAGGCCACGCGGCGGGCACAGCAGCAGGCCGAGGCCGAGCGCGCCCGCGCGGAGGCCGAGCGGGAGCUGGAGCGUUGGCAGCUGAAGGCCAACGAGGCGCUGCGGCUGCGGCUGCAGGCGGAGGAGGUGGCGCAGCAGAAGAGCCUGACGCAGGCCGAGGCGGAGAAGCAGAAGGAGGAGGCGGAGCGGGAGGCGCGGCGGCGCGGCAAGGCGGAGGAGCAGGCCGUGCGGCAGCGCGAGCUGGCCGAGCAGGAGCUGGAGAAGCAGCGGCAGCUGGCGGAGGGCACCGCGCAGCAGCGCCUGGCCGCGGAGCAGGAGCUGAUCCGGCUGCGGGCCGAGACGGAGCAGGGGGAGCAGCAGCGGCAGCUGCUCGAGGAGGAGCUAGCGCGGCUGCAGCGGGAGGCGGCCGCGGCCACGCAGAAGCGCCGGGAGCUGGAGGCCGAGCUGGCCAAGGUACGGGCUGAGAUGGAGGUGCUGCUGGCCAGCAAGGCGCGGGCCGAGGAGGAGUCACGCUCCACCAGCGAGAAGUCCAAGCAGCGGCUGGAAGCCGAGGCCGGCCGGUUCCGUGAGCUGGCGGAGGAGGCCGCCCGCCUGCGUGCCCUGGCGGAGGAGGCCAAGCGGCAGCGGCAGCUGGCCGAGGAGGACGCGGUGCGGCAGCGGGCGGAGGCAGAGCGGGUGCUGGCCGAGAAGCUGGCCGCCAUCAGCGAGGCCACGCGGCUCAAGACGGAGGCGGAGAUCGCGCUCAAGGAGAAGGAGGCUGAGAACGAGCGCCUGCGGCGGCUGGCAGAAGACGAGGCCUUCCAGCGGCGGCUUCUGGAGGAGCAGGCGGCCCAGCACAAGGCCGACAUCGAGGCGCGGCUGGCGCAGCUGCGCAAGGCAUCGGAGAGCGAGCUGGAGCGGCAGAAGGGGCUGGUGGAGGACACGCUGAGACAGCGGCGGCAGGUGGAGGAGGAGAUCCUGGCGCUCAAGGGCAGCUUCGAGAAGGCGGCCGCCGGCAAGGCGGAGCUGGAGCUGGAGCUGGGGCGGAUCCGUGGCACCGCCGAGGACACGCUGCGCAGCAAGGAGCAGGCAGAGCAGGAGGCCGCCCGGCAGCGGCAGCUGGCGGCAGAGGAGGAGCGGCGGCGCCGCGAGGCCGAGGAGCGGGUGCAGAAGAGCCUGGCGGCUGAGGAGGAGGCCGCGCGGCAACGGAAGGCCGCGCUGGAGGAGGUGGAGCGGCUCAAGGCCAAGGUGGAGGAGGCACGGCGCCUGCGCGAGCGAGCGGAGCAGGAGUCGGCUCGGCAGCUGCAGCUGGCCCAGGAGGCCGCCCAGAAGCGGCUGCAGGCGGAGGAGAAGGCGCACGCGUUCACGGUGCAGCAGAAGGAGCAGGAGCUGCAGCAGACGCUCCAGCAAGAGCAGAGCGUGCUGGAGCGUCUGCGCAGCGAGGCCGAUGCGGCCCGGCGGGCGGCAGAGGAGGCGGAGGCGGCGCGGGAGCGGGCGGAGCGCGAGGCAGCGCAGUCCCGGCGGCAGGUAGAGGAAGCGGAGCGGCUGAAGCAGUCGGCGGAGGAGCAGGCGCAGGCACAGGCGCAGGCGCAGGCUGCCGCGGAGAAGCUGCGCAAGGAGGCCGAGCAGGAGGCGGCGCGGCGGGCGCAGGCCGAGCAGGCGGCCCUGCGGCAGAAGCAGGCGGCCGACGCUGAGAUGGAGAAGCACAAGCAGUUCGCGGAGCAGGCGCUGCGGCAGAAGGCGCAGGUGGAGCAGGAGCUGACGGCUCUGCGGCUGCAGCUGGAGGAGACCGACCACCAGAAGAGCAUCCUGGAUGAGGAGCUGCAGCGACUGAAGGCGGAGGUUACGGAGGCGGCCCGGCAGCGCGGCCAGGUGGAGGAAGAGCUGUUCUCCUUGCGCGUGCAGAUGGAGGAGCUGGGCAAGCUCAAGGCCCGCAUCGAGGCGGAGAACCGCGCGCUCGUUCUGCGCGACAAGGACAGCGCACAGCGCCUCCUGCAGGAGGAGGCGGAGAAGAUGAAACAGGUGGCGGAGGAGGCCGCGCGGCUGAGCGUGGCGGCCCAGGAGGCGGCGCGGCUGCGGCAGCUGGCGGAGGAAGACCUGGCUCAGCAGCGGGCCCUGGCAGAGAAGAUGCUCAAGGAGAAGAUGCAGGCGGUGCAGGAGGCCACGCGGCUCAAGGCGGAGGCGGAGCUGCUGCAGCAGCAGAAGGAGCUCGCCCAGGAGCAGGCCCGGCGGCUGCAGGAGGACAAGGAGCAGAUGGCACAGCAGCUGGCACAGGAGACGCAGGGCUUCCAGAAGACUCUGGAGACGGAGCGGCAGCGGCAGCUGGAGAUGAGUGCCGAGGCGGAGCGGCUCAGGCUGCGCGUGGCCGAGAUGAGCCGGGCUCAGGCUCGGGCGGAGGAGGACGCCCGGCGCUUCCGGAAGCAGGCGGAGGACAUAGGCGAGAGGCUGUACCGCACGGAGCUCGCCACGCAGGAGAAGGUGACGCUGGUGCAGACGCUCGAGACCCAGCGGCAGCAAAGUGACCGGGAUGCCGAGCGCCUGCGGGAGGCCAUCGCGGAGCUGGAGCACGAGAAGGACAAGCUCAAGCAGGAGGCUCAGUUGCUGCAGCUCAAGUCUGAGGAGAUGCAGACGGUGCGGCAGGAGCAGCUGCUGCAGGAGACCCAGGCCCUGCAGCAGAGCUUCCUCUCCGAGAAGGACAGCCUACUGCAGCGCGAGCGCUGCAUCGAGCAGGAGAAGGCCAAGCUGGAGCAGCUCUUCCAGGACGAGGUGGCCAAGGCGCAGGCGCUGCGUGAGGAGCAGCAGCGGCAGCAGCAGCAGAUGCAGCAGGAGAAGCAGCAGCUGGUGGCCAGCAUGGAGGAGGCCCGGCGGCGGCAGCACGAGGCCGAGGAGGGCGUGCGGCGCCAGCAGGAGGAGCUGCAGCGCCUGGCGCAGCAGCAGCAGCAGCAGGAGAAGCUGCUGGCGGAGGAGAACCAGAGGCUGCGUGAGCGGCUGCAGCACCUGGAGGAGGAGCGCCGGGCUGCGCUGGCACGCUCGGAGGAAAUCGCCCCCUCUCGGGCCGCGGCCGCCAGAGCCCUGCCCAAUGGCCAGGACGCGGCCGAUGGCCCGGCCGCGGCGGCAGAGCCGGAGCACACCUUCGACGGCCUGCGGCAGAAGGUGCCAGCCCAGCGGCUGCAGGAGGUGGGCGUCCUGAGCGCAGAGGAGCUCCAGCAGCUGGCGCAGGGCCGCACCACCGUGGCUGAGCUCGCCCAGCGGGAGGACGUGCGCCACUACCUGCAGGGCCGCAGCAGCAUUGCCGGGUUGCUGCUGAAGCCUGCUGACGAGAAGCUGACCAUCUACGCGGCCCUGAGGAGGCAACUGCUGAGUCCGGGCACAGCCCUCAUCCUGCUUGAGGCCCAGGCGGCCUCAGGCUUCCUGCUGGACCCCGUGCGCAACAGGCGGCUGGCCGUCAACGAGGCCGUGAAGGAGGGCAUCGUGGGCCCUGAGCUGCAUCACAAGCUGCUGUCGGCCGAGCGCGCCGUCACUGGCUACAAGGACCCCUACACCGGGGAGCAGAUCUCCCUCUUCCAGGCCAUGAAGAAGGACCUCAUCGUCCGGGAGCACGGCAUCCGCCUGCUGGAGGCUCAGAUCGCCACGGGUGGCAUCAUCGACCCCGUGCACAGCCACCGCCUGCCCGUGGACGUGGCCUACCAGCGCGGCUACUUCGACGAGGAGAUGAACCGCGUCCUGCAGGACCCGAGCGACGACACCAAGGGCUUCUUCGACCCCAACACGCACGAGAACCUCACCUACCUGCAGCUGCUGGAGCGCUGCGUGGAGGACCCCGAGACGGGCCUGCGGCUGCUGCCGCUCACAGAUCAGGCUGCCAGGGGUGGUGAGCUGGUGUACACUGACUCGGAGGCCCGGGACGUGUUUGAGAAGGCCACCGUGUCCGCGCCGUUCGGCAAGUUCCAGGGCAGGAUGGUGACCAUCUGGGAGCUCAUCAAUUCCGAGUACUUCACGGCCGAGCAGCGGCGGGACCUGCUGCGGCAGUUCCGCACGGGCAAGGUCACCGUGGAGAAGAUCAUCAAGAUCGUCAUCACUGUGGUCGAGGAGCGCGAGCAGAAGGGCCAGCUUUGCUUUGAGGGCCUGCGUGCCCUGGUACCUGCUGCUGAGCUGCUCGAGGGCAGGGUCAUCGACCGGGAGCUCUUCUGCCAGCUGCAGCGGGGCGAGCGCUCCGUGCAGGAGGUAGCCGAGGUGGAAGCCGUGCGGCGGGCCCUGCGGGGCUCCGGCGUCAUCGCGGGUGUGUGGCUGGAGGAGGCAGGGCAGAAGCUGAGCAUCUACGAGGCCCUGAGGAAAGAUCUGCUGCAGCCAGAGGCGGCUGUGGCCCUGCUGGAGGCCCAGGCCGGCACCGGGCACAUCAUCGACCCCACCACCAGCGCACGGCUGACUGUGGACGAGGCGGUGCGCGCCGGCCUCGUGGGGCCCGAGCUACACGAGAAGCUGCUGUCGGCCGAGAAGGCUGUGACAGGCUACAAGGACCCGUACUCAGGGCAGAGCGUGUCCCUGUUCCAGGCCCUGAAGAAGGGCCUCAUCCCCAGGGAGCAGGGCCUGCGUCUGAUGGACGCCCAGCUGUCCACAGGUGGCAUCGUGGACCCCAGCAAGAGCCACCGUGUGCCCCUGGACGUCGCCUGUGCCCGGGGCUACCUGGAUAAGGAGACCAGCGCCGCCCUUUCAGCACCCGAGGACAGCGCCAAGACCUACCGUGAACCCCGCACGUGGCAGCCAGUCACCUACAGCCACCUCCAGCAGCAGUGCCGCCCCGACCCGCUGACGGGGCUGAGCCUGCUGCCGCUCUCGGAGGAGGCUGCCCGGGCCCGGCAGCAGGAGCUCUACUCCGAGCUCCAGGCCCAUGAGGCCUUCCAGAAGGCCACCGUCGAGGUCCCCGUGGGCAGCUUCCAGGGCAGGACGGUGACGGUGUGGGAGCUCAUCAGCUCCGAGUACUUCACGGCCGAGCAGCGGCAGGAACUGCUGCGGCAGUUCCGCACGGGCAAGGUCACCGUGGAGAAGAUCAUCAAGAUCGUCAUCACCAUCGUGGAGGAAGUAGAGACCGUGCGGCGGGAGAGGCUCUCUUUCAGUGGCCUCCGAGCCCCUGUGCCGGCCAGUGAGCUCCUGGCCGCCGGGGUCCUUGACAGCAUCCAGUAUGAGCAGCUCAAGGACGGCAAGACAUCGGUCAAGGACCUUUCGGAGCUGGACUCAGUGCGGACACUUCUCCAGGGCAGCGGCUGCCUUGCUGGCAUCUACCUGGAGGACUCCAAGGAGAAGGUGACCAUCUACGAGGCCAUGCGACGCGGCCUGCUCAGGCCCAGCACAGCCACUCUCCUGCUUGAGGCCCAGGCAGCCACUGGCUUUCUGGUGGACCCUGUGCGGAACCAGCGUCUGUAUGUGCAUGAGGCCGUGAAGGCCGGUGUCGUGGGCCCUGAGCUGCACGAGAAGCUGCUGUCGGCUGAGAAGGCCGUGACGGGCUACAAGGACCCCUACUCAGGCAGCACCAUCUCCCUCUUCCAGGCCAUGAAAAAGGGCCUGGUUCUCAGGGAGCACGGCAUCCGCCUGCUGGAGGCCCAGAUCGCCACGGGCGGCAUCAUCGACCCCGUGCACAGCCACCGCGUGCCCGUGGACGUGGCCUACCAGCGCGGCUACUUCGACGAGGAGAUGAACCGCGUCCUGCAGGACCCGAGCGACGACACCAAGGGCUUUUUCGACCCCAAUACGCACGAGAACCUCACCUACCUGCAGCUGCUGGAGCGCUGCGUGGAGGACCCCGAGACGGGCCUGCGGCUCCUGCCGCUGAGGGGGGCAGAGAAGGCAGAGGUGGUGGAGACCACGCGGGUGUACACCGAGGAGGAGACCCGGAGGGCCUUCGAGGAGACACAGAUCGACAUCCCUGGGAGCGGUGGCCACAGUGGCUCCACCAUGUCCCUGUGGGAGGUGAUGCAGUCGGACCUGAUCCCUCAGGAGCAGCGGGCCCAGCUGAUGGCCGACUUCCAGGCCGGCCGCGUGACCAAGGAGCGUAUGAUCAUCAUUAUCAUCGAGAUCAUCGAGAAGACCGAGAUAGUCCGCCAGCAGAACGUGGCUUCCUACGAUUACGUCGGCCGCCGCCUCACCGCCGAGGACCUGUACGAGGCCCGGGUCAUCUCCCGCGAGUCCUACAGCCUGCUCCGGGAGGGCACCAGGAGCCUCCAAGAGGUGCUGGAGGCCGAGUCCGCCUGGCGCUACCUCUACGGCACAGGCUGUGUGGCCGGCAUCUACAAGCCCGGCUCCAGGCAGACGCUGACCAUCUACCAGGCCCUCAAGAAGGGGCAGCUGAGUGCUGAGGUGGCCCGCCAGCUGCUAGAGGCACAAGCGGCCACGGGCUUCCUGCUGGACCCGGUGAAGGGCGAGCGGCUGGCCGUGGAUGAGGCCGUGCGGAAGGGCCUGGUGGGCCCCGAGCUGCACGACCGGCUGCUGUCGGCUGAGCGGGCCGUGACCGGCUACCGUGACCCCUACACGGAGCAGACCAUCUCGCUCUUCCAGGCCAUGAAGAAGGACCUGAUCCCCACCGAGGAGGCCCUGCGGCUGCUGGACGCUCAGCUGGCCACGGGCGGCAUCGUCGACCCGCGCCUAGGCUUCCACCUCCCGCUGGACGUGGCCUACCAGCGCGGCUACCUCGACAAGGACACGCACGACCAGCUGUCAGAGCCCAGCGAGGUGCGCAGCUACGUGGACCCCUCCACGGACGAGCGCCUCAGCUACACGCAGCUGCUCCGGCGGUGCCGCCGCGACGAGGCCAGCGGCCUGCUCCUCCUGCCGCUCGCGGACGCCCGCAAGCUGACCUUCCGCGGCCUGCGCAAGCAGAUCACGGUGGAGGAGCUGGUGCGCUCGCAGGUCAUGGACGAGGCCACGGCGCUGCGGCUGCAGGAGGGCCUGACCUCCGUCGAGGAGGUCUCCAAGAGCCUGCAGAGGUUCCUCGAGGGCACCAGCAGCAUUGCCGGCGUCCUCGUCGAUGCCACCAAGGAGCGGCUGUCGGUGUACCAGGCCAUGAAGAAGGGCAUCAUCCGCCCUGGCACGGCCUUCGAGCUCCUGGAGGCGCAGGCAGCCACCGGCUACGUCAUCGACCCCAUCAAGGGGCUCAAGCUAACCGUGGAGGAGGCUGUGCGCAUGGGCAUUGUGGGUCCCGAGUUUAAGGACAAGCUGCUGUCGGCCGAGCGUGCUGUUACCGGCUACAAGGACCCCUACUCCGGGAAGCUCAUCUCCCUCUUCCAGGCCAUGAAGAAGGGUCUGAUCCUGAAGGACCACGGCAUCCGGCUGCUGGAGGCCCAGAUCGCCACGGGCGGCAUCAUCGACCCCGAGGAGAGCCACCGCCUGCCUGUGGACGUGGCCUACCAGCGCGGCCUCUUUGACGAGGAGAUGAAUGAGAUCCUGACCGACCCCUCGGACGACACCAAGGGCUUCUUUGACCCCAACACGGAGGAGAACCUCACCUACCUGCAGCUGAUGGAGCGCUGCGUCACUGACCCCCAGACGGGGCUGAGGCUCCUGCCGCUGAAGGAGAAGAAGCGGGAGCGGAAGACGUCCUCUAAGUCCUCAGUGCGCAAGCGGCGUGUGGUCAUCGUGGACCCGGAGACGGGCAAGGAGAUGUCGGUGUACGAGGCCUACCGCAAGGGCCUUAUCGACCACCAGACCUACCUGGAGCUGUCCGAGCAGGAGUGCGAGUGGGAGGAGAUCACCAUCUCCUCCUCGGACGGCGUGGUCAAGUCCAUGAUCAUCGACCGCCGCUCGGGCCGCCAGUACGACAUCGACGAGGCCAUCGCCAAGAGCCUCAUUGACCGCUCGGCGCUGGACCAGUACCGCGCCGGCACGCUCUCCAUCACCGAGUUCGCCGACAUGCUCUCGGGCAACGCCGGCGGCUUCCGCUCACGCUCGUCCUCCGUGGGGUCCUCCUCUUCCUACCCUGUCAGCCCCGCCGUCUCCAGGACCCAGCUGGCCUCCUGGUCCGACCCCACCGAGGAGACGGGCCCCGUGGCUGGCAUCCUGGACACGGAGACGCUGGAGAAGGUGUCCAUCACGGAGGCCAUGCACCGCAACCUGGUGGACAACAUCACCGGGCAGCGUUUGCUGGAGGCGCAGGCCUGCACCGGGGGCAUCAUCGACCCCAGCACCGGCGAGCGCUUCCCCGUCACCGACGCCGUCAACAAGGGCCUGGUGGACAAGAUCAUGGUGGACCGCAUCAACCUGGCCCAGAAGGCCUUCUGCGGCUUCGAGGACCCUCGCACCAAGACCAAGAUGUCGGCCGCCCAGGCCCUGAAGAAGGGCUGGCUCUACUACGAGGCGGGGCAGCGCUUCCUAGAGGUGCAGUACCUGACGGGCGGCCUGAUCGAGCCCGACACGCCAGGCCGCGUGGCCCUGGACGAGGCCCUGCAGCGCGGCACCGUGGAUGCCCGCACCGCCCAGAAGCUGCGCGACGUUAGCGCCUACUCCAAGUACCUCACCUGCCCCAAGACCAAGCUCAAGAUCUCCUACAAGGAUGCGCUGGACCGCAGCAUGGUGGAGGAGGGCACGGGCCUGCGGCUGCUGGAGGCUGCCGCCCAGUCCAGCAAGGGCUACUACAGCCCCUACAGCGUCAGUGGCUCUGGCUCCGCGGCCGGCUCACGCUCCAGCUCGCGCACCGGCUCCCGGGCUGGGUCCCGUCGCGGCAGCUUCGACGCCACCACCUCGGGCUUCUCCAUGACCUUCUCUUCUUCGUCCUACUCCUCCUCGGGCUAUGGCCGCCGCUACGUCUCGGGGCCCGCGCCCUCCCCGGGGGGCCCCGAGUCAGCGGCAGCCUGACCCCUUCCUGCACCCCGCCUCCCGCUCUGCAUGUGGCCAGACUCCCCACCCAGGCGCUGGGGUCUUUAAUGUUUCAAGGUGUCUUCCUCCCAAGCGGUGCCUAAAGUUUAACCAAAAAGUGCAGACUAACAUGUUAAUAUAUGUCUGUUGUCCAGACGGCCUGUCUCUCGGGGGCCGGGGCCAGUCCAGCCCCACUGACCACCUCGCCCGCCUCCCCCCAGGUCUCCCUGCUCCUCUUUACCUGCCACUCACCACAGCCAGGUGCCUUGGAGGGUCCAGAGCUGGGCCCCCAACUCAGCCCUCUCAUCUCCCCAGGGGGGUUCCACCUGGGCGAGGUUCCCCCAGCCCUGUAGGGCGGCCCCACCCAACCCCCAGCCACCUGCUCGGGCAACGGGCAUCGGCCCCGCCAGUAGCAGGGCCCUCAGCGCCAGCGUUUUCUCCUGUUUCCGGGACUGACCUGCUUGCUCGGUGGGCCUUGCUGGGGAGGGAGGGAGGGAGUCCUGGGUCAGCCAUCUCUUCUAGGCUGCCCAGGGAAGCCCCUUCCCCAUGGGAAGAUGAGGGUCCAGUCUGCAGACCCAGCUGGCCCGGACCAGGCCCCAGCCUGUUCCCGGCUCCAUUCCCAGCCCCCCACCUGCGCCCGAGACCCCACGCCUCUGGCUUCAGCCUUCCAGCCUCAGCUCCCUAGUAAGUGCCUUCUGUGUCCCCCUUCGCACCCCAGGCCCCAAGGACCCAGACCUGGGGUGGGAGACAGACCCUCCUGGUGAAAGGCUCACCACUGCCCAGCUCUCGGGCGUGCCGGCCGGGCGUGACUGGGCUUCUGCAGGCCUCUUCCCCUCCGUGGGCCCAGUGUCCCCUGGAACCUGUGGAACCCCACCCUGGGUGCUGCCUGCCUGCCUCUCCCAGGGCGCCUCCGCCCCUGUGUUGGGCCUGGGGACAAGGCAGCCCAGCCCCGGGCCCUGGUGGCUUCCGCCUCCGCCUCUGCUCUCCGACUGAGCUUCGCGUGUCCCACUAACCCAGGUAGGUGGCGGGUGGAGGCCCAGGCUUCGGCUGCCUCUGAGGACAGAACACUAACCCGACCACGGCGGGCCUGCGGCGCUCGCCCCAAUAAAAGCAAUUCCAACCUU